Molecule: messenger RNA, 1448 nt
Organism: Sorghum bicolor (sorghum)
Lineage: Eukaryota; Viridiplantae; Streptophyta; Magnoliopsida; Poales; Poaceae
Product: putative MO25-like protein At4g17270
Exons: 11
Coding region: 148-1146 (332 amino acids)
Biological process (GO): intracellular signal transduction
Molecular function (GO): protein serine/threonine kinase activator activity
Source: RefSeq, a predicted model, not a curated record
CCAGAGGAGACAGAAAAAGGGCGUCGCAAUCGCAACCGCCCGAGCCCGACCGCUCCGUCCCUGUGCAUUGACGCCCGCCAGUGUGCAUUAUUACGCCCCGUCCGCGGUCCGCCGUCGGCCCGCCGGCAACGCCGCGACAGAGCUGAGAUGUCCUUCUUCUUCCGCAUGGCGUCGCGGCUGCGGCCGUCGACGCCGGAGGAGGUGGUCCGCUCCAUCAAGGACUCCUUCCUGGCGCUCCACACGCGGACCCACGCCAAGGCUCUGGAAGAGGUCGAGAAAAAUAUCUCAUCCUUGAGAUUGUUGAUCUAUGGUGAUGGCGAAGUAGAACCAAAUCAAGAGCAGGUCCUACAAAUAACCCUUGAGAUUUGCAAGGAGGACGUCAUUUCCCUGAUCAUCCAGAAUCUUCCUUCUUUGGGUUGGGGAGUAAGAAAAGAUCUGGUUCUCUGCUGGUGCAUUUUUCUUAGGCAGAAAGUUGAUGAAACUUAUUGCUGUGUGCAGUAUAUUGAAAAUCAUCUGGAGCUUUUAGAUUUCCUUGUUGGUUGCUACAAGAACUUGGAUAUUGCAUUGAACUGUGGGAAUAUGCUAAGAGAAUGCAUAAAGUACCCUACACUUGCAAAAUACAUAUUGGAAUCUGGUAGCUUUGAGCUGUUCUUUGAGUAUGUUGAGCUGCCAAACUUUGAUAUUGCUUCAGAUGCUCUGAACACCUUCAAGGAUCUGCUUACCAAGCACGAAGAUGUAGUCGCAGGGUUUUUGAGUUCCCACUACGAGCAGUUUUUUGAACUCUACUCAAGGCUCUUGUCGUCAACUAAUUAUGUAACUAGAAGGCAGGCAAUCAAGUUCCUUUCAGAAUUUCUACUAGAGGCUCCUAACUCUCAAAUAAUGAAGAGAUACAUUGUGGAAGUUCGCUUUUUAAAUAUUAUGAUCAAUCUACUAAAGGAUUCAAGCAAAAAUAUCAGAAUAUGUGCCUUCCAUGUUUUUAAGGUAUUUGUUGCCAAUCCGAACAAGCCUCAGUGUAUCAUUGUAGCUUUGCUAGACAAUCGCAGGGAAGUUUUGAAGCUACUGCACAGUCUUCCUACAAGUAAAGGUGACGAUGAACUUGAUGAGGAGAAAGACCUAAUCAUUCAGGAAAUCCAGAAACUGGCAUAGCCCAAAAGCUUCAAGUUACCAUUUAGCAAUGCAAGAGUGUCUUUCUGGAGGACUUUUAGCACUUGUCAGCCAUAUAAUUCCAAAUGCCAAGAACAAAACCAUGUAUAUCACAUUGCACAUGUAGCCAUCUAGAGCUGUUGUCUUUUUUUUUUUUGGGGGGGGGGGCGGGGGGGGUUCGUUUUUUGUCUCAGGAGACCAUAGCAAAGGAUUGUCUUUUUGACAGAAUUCUACAUAUGAUUUUGCGGUACCAUGAUUUACAGGGAAAAGAGACAGAGAAUCGCACCGUGAGAUUGCCAACCAAA